CGGAUAUGGCAACAUUUGGGGGGGCAUAUGAUCAGGCAUUUACUGUAGACAGUCCAAUCCCCGGAGGGGUCCUCGGCCGGCUAGACUAGAAGGCGAAGGGGGCGUCUCCCCGGCUUCCUGCGGCGUCGGCGGCGAGCUGAGGUGGAAGCUGGUUGCGGCAACGACGGCGACAGUGGCGGCGGUGCCAUGGCAGAACUCGCAGGAUCCCUGCUGCCUUGGUGAUCCCGGGCUGACAGCCAGAGAGUACAGCGGCUCAGCUUCUGGAGAGUGAGGGUUGAAGAAAGCGGAGGGCAGCCGCCUGCGCCCGCUGGCUCCCUUAGGUCGGUUCCUGCAGCGGUGCCCGGUGGCCUUGGCGAAGGCCCUGCCCAGCAGAGAUCAUGUAUUGCCUCCAGUGGCUGCUGCCCGUCCUCCUCAUCCCCAAGCCCCUCAACCCCGCCCUGUGGUUCAGCCACUCCAUGUUCAUGGGCUUCUACCUGCUCAGCUUCCUCCUGGAGCGGAAACCUUGCACGAUUUGUGCCUUGGUUUUCUUGGCAGCCCUGUUCCUCAUCUGCUAUAGCUGCUGGGGAAACUGUUUCCUGUACCACUGCUCUGAUUCCCCGCUUCCGGAAUUGGCGCAUGACCCUGGAGUUGUGGGCACCUAACAGGCUGCCCAAUUAGCUUUCCAAGGAAGCAGAAGACGGGAGGGGAGGCAUUGACAUAGGUCAUAAAGCAUUGGAGUUUAAAAUCCCGCAGCCGCGCGGGUGCCACAUUCCUGACGGCGCCUUUCUGGCCUGUGAUGUUUUAUCCUUAUAAUGUGAAUAAUGGCACUGACCGGUGCUCUUAAUGUUGAGUCCUAUAGUUGUGGGUGAUCUUGUGGUGUGUGUGUUCCGUCCCCAUCGCGAUCCCCAGGUGGUGGGAUGGUCACCCCGCUCGCCUCAUUCCCACAAGGAGUCUGCACUCAUCCUGGUCCACAGCCCUGGGGUGACUGAGGCGGAUAAAAUGCCAGUCUCAUUGUCAGGGUCUCCUUCCUUCCCAGAAUGUUACCGACUUCUCAAUCCCUCUCCUUGUUUCCCUUUAGUUCUCUUCUACCCCUUUCCUUUUUGGGGAGCACCUGUCUAAGACAGGGCUCGCUUUUGCACUUAUCUCGAAUUUGAAGAGAUUGCUGACGCCCAAGAGCCUCGCUUUUUCAUCCUUUUUUCCCUGUUCAGCAGGCUAGGCAGAAACAUGCCUUGACUGUUAGUUGUCCACAAAUCACCAGUAUUUUCUCCACUUCAUUUUUCAGAAAGAAGGAACAGAUAGAUGUUGUUUUUUCACCUGGGUGUCUGGGCUUAUGGCUUUCCAGCCCAGCCUCACUUCCUUUGCCCUUCUUCCUGCUUUCUUUGAUGGGGGCGGGGGGGGGGGGGGCUCAUUGUGUCUCCUGUGCAUGCUUUGCAGAAUUGAGGGGUGGUGUGUUUAUGUACAUCUAGCCAUCCCCAGCUGAGUGAAUGGGAGAGUACUUACAUGUGUUUCAUAAACAGCCAUGAUCUUGAUACAUGUUUGGAUAUUUUUUUGUGUGCCGUGUGUGUGUGUGUUUGUAUGAAUGCAUAUGUAUAGUCCUUUUAAAGAAGCUUUAUGGAACAUGUUCUGAUUUUGAGGUUUAGCAAUGGCUAGCUAUAGUAGGUGCCACUACAGUUUUUAUUUAGCAUGGGGAUUGCAGAGUGACCAGCACACUGGAGUCCGAGGUGGUUCAGACAAGACAGAGGGGAGUGAUGACCAUCGUCCUCACACCAGGAGCCUCUUCGUUCCUGCGCAUAUAGACUGUACCUUAUGAAGAAUACACAGGAAGACUUUGUGACUGUCACUUGCUUUCUUCUUUUUCUAUGCUUCAAUAACAAGUGUUGACAAAUGAGACUUUCUCCUGGCCCCUGCCCACUGGGAAUUGGCAUGAUUGUCCCCACCAGGCAGAACCAUCCAUCUUCUGUUGCCUGACAGGGGAGGGAGGUGGGCCAGUCAGAGGACAGAACUGGAGGCACUCCAUCUAGGGAAUGGGACUGCAAGGCCGCACUUGUGAAAUCUUUGGACCGCUAUUCUGGAGCUUUUCUUUCUGGUGUGUUUGUUGCACAGCUGUUUGAAAUGUUUAAUAAAGCUUUAUAAACUUUA
Molecule: messenger RNA, 2118 nt
Organism: Choloepus didactylus (southern two-toed sloth)
Lineage: Eukaryota; Metazoa; Chordata; Mammalia; Pilosa; Megalonychidae
Gene: BLCAP
Product: BLCAP apoptosis inducing factor
Exons: 2
Coding region: 378-641 (87 amino acids)
Source: RefSeq, a predicted model, not a curated record